UUCAGUUGCGCGCAGAAGAUCGACCCGAACGGACGUGAAAAGUGGAAGCUCCCCAAAGGGAAAACAAGUGAAGUUAAAAGGUUUGAAAAGUGAAGAAGACUUAGAAAAAUAAAUAGAAGAAGUGUUUGUGUGUGUGGAAAUAUUCAAAUGAACCCAAGUGGUUGGGGCCAGAUAAGCGGGUUGGCUUUGGAGGGGCAGGAGUAUUAAACUUUUUGAGACUUGGCGAUAAUUAAUGCUGCGAGGAAGAGGAGAUCUCCACUAAGAUCCCUCGUGCAAGGCGCGCAGCCUCCGCCAUCGUGUUCCAACGACCCAAAACCAUGGGUGGCACCGGCAAAGUGCCAUCCGCGACGACGACCGCGACCCUGUUGCUGCUGUCCGCAGUAACUAUGGUCCGGUCGGAACUGACCCCGCCGUACUUUAAUCUGGCCGAGGGUCGCAAGAUUACCGCAUCCGCCACCUGUGGAGUGGGCACCGACGGGGACGAACUGUACUGCAAGCUGGUCGGAGCCAACACCGAGAAUGAUCACCAGAACAAGUACGAGGUCAUCCAGGGACAGGUUUGUGACAUCUGCAAACCUGGCUACACGGACAAGAGCCACCCGGCCGAGUAUGCCACCGACGGAACGGAAAACUGGUGGCAGAGUCCGCCACUGUCCCGCGGCAUGAAGUACAACGAGGUCAACCUGACGAUCGACUUUGGACAGGAAUUCCACGUGGCCUAUCUGUUCAUCCGGAUGGGCAACUCGCCCCGGCCCGGCCUGUGGACGCUGGAGAAGUCCAUCGAUUACGGCGAGUCGUGGCAACCGUGGCAGCACUUUUCGGACUCGCCCGCCGACUGCGAGACCUUCUUCGGCCGCCAGAGCCUGCGCCCGAUCAUGAACGACGACGACGUGAUCUGCACGACCGAGUACUCGAAAAUUGUCCCGCUCGAAGGUGGUGAGAUCCCAGUUAUGCUGCUGAACAACCGUCCCUCGGCGAACAACUACUUCAACUCGACAACGCUGCAGGAGUGGACUCGCGCUACUAACGUCAGGAUUCGUCUGCUACGCACCAAGAACUUGCUUGGACAUCUGAUGUCGGUGGCCCGACAGGAUCCGACGGUUACCCGAAGAUACUUCUACUCGAUCAAGGAUAUCUCCAUCGGAGGACGGUGCAUGUGUAACGGUCACGCCAACACCUGUAACGUGCUGGACCCGCGAUCGCCGACCCGCAUCCUGGCCUGCCAGUGUCAGCACAAUACCUGCGGAAUUCAGUGUAACGAGUGUUGCCAGGGCUUCGAGCAGAAGAAGUGGCGUCAGAAUACGAACGCGCGCCCGUUUUCGUGUGAACCCUGCAACUGCCACGGCCACUCGAACGAGUGCGUCUACUCGGAGGAGAUCGACGAGAAGCGCCUCUCGCUGGACAUCCACGGUAACUACGAAGGCGGCGGCAUCUGCCAGAACUGCCAGGACAACACCGAGGGCAUCAACUGCAACAAGUGCAAGAGCACGUUCUACCGGCCGUACGGCAAGGUGUGGAGCGAUCGCGACGUCUGCCAACCCUGCAACUGCGAUCACUUCUACUCGACGGGCAACUGCGAGGAGGAAACGGGCCGUUGCGAGUGCCGAUCGGAGUUCAACCCACCGAACUGCGACUCCUGCUCGUACGGACACUUUGGCUACCCGAAUUGUCGACCGUGCGAGUGCAACCUGAACGGUACGAUCGGCUACCACUGCGAAGCGGUCAACGGCGAGUGCCCGUGCAAGCCCAACUUUGGCGGUGCGCACUGUCGGCAGUGCGCCGAGGGGUACUACGACUUCCCGGAGUGUGAACCUUGCGGUUGUAACGAGAUCGGCUCGGUGAGCCACGUGUGCAGCUACGAGUCUGGGCAGUGCCAGUGCAAGCCCAACUUUGCCGGGCAGCACUGCGACAAGUGUAAAGACGGGUUCUUCAACUACCCUACGUGUACCUACUGCAACUGCGAUGUUCGGGGAACGUUGGACGAGGUGUGCGACAAAGGAAACGGCAAGUGCUUGUGCCGCGAAGGUUAUGGAGGUCCCCGGUGUGACCAGUGUAUCGCUGGCUACUACAACUACCCGGAGUGCGUGCCGUGCAACUGUUCCGGAGCGGGUUCCGUGUCGACGGUUUGCGACGUAACUGGAAAGUGUGCCUGUUUGUCGAACUUCUCCGGCCGCCAGUGUACCAUGUGUAUGCCAGGUUACUACCAAUAUCCGGAGUGCCUACCGUGUAACUGCGAUACCCACGGAUCGAUCGGGUUGUCCUGUAAUACCGAGGGUCAGUGCCAGUGUGCGUACAACUUUGAUGGCAAGACGUGCAACCAGUGCAAGGAAGGGUUCUACAACUUCCCGGCGUGCGAGGAGUGUAACUGUGACCCGGCGGGAGUAAUUGCCAAGUUUGCUGGAUGUGGUUCCGUACCGGCGGGAGAGCUUUGUCAGUGCAAGGAACGGGUUCAGGGAAGAAUCUGCGACAAGUGUAGACCUCUGUAUUGGAACCUGAACGCUAGCAAUCCUCAUGGUUGUGAAGACUGUGAGUGUUUCAUAGACGGCACGAUCGGUGCCUUGGACACUUGCGAUACCAAGUCGGGUCAGUGCGCGUGCAAACCUUCCGUAACGGGUCGCCAGUGUUCGGAGUGUAAGGACGGCACGUUUGAUCUGUUCGGUGCCAGCUUGUUCGGCUGUAAGGACUGCGGUUGUGACAUCGGAGGAUCUGCUGACAAUGUGUGCAACAAGGAAACAGGUCAAUGCAGAUGUCAUCCCAGAGUUACGGGAAGAACCUGUACGUACCCUCUGACAACGCACUACUUCCCAACGCUGUACCAAUUCCAGUUUGAAUACGAAGACGGCUAUACUCCCUCGGGAGCUCAGGUUCGCUACCAGUUCCACGAAGAUGUCUUCCCAGAGUUCAGCAAGCGAGGUUACGCCGUAUUCUCGGCUCUUCAGAACGAAGUCAUCAACGAAGUUAGCGUUAUGAAGUCCUCAGUGUAUCGGUUUGUGAUCCGCUACAAGAAUCCCACCCAAGAAAACGUGAUCGCGCAGAUUCUCAUCACUCCGGACAAUCCAACCGAGCUUGAACAGAAAGCUAAGGUGCUGUUGAAGCCCAAUGACAAACCCGAGUUUGUAACGGUAUCUGGUUCGAAGGGUGAGAUUCCUUCCCCCGUCGUCCUUGAUCCAGGCCGAUACACCAUCAGUACCAAGACCGACAAGAACGUAUUUCUGGAUUACUUUGUGCUUCUUCCUGCCGCGUACUACGAAGCUCCCAUCUUGACCAAGAAGAUCGAAAACCCUUGCGAGAUCACCGAUCUUGGCCUGUGCCGUCACUACAAGUACCCGAACAUCAUCGAGUUCCACCCCCAUAUGGAAGCGCAAAUCAUCGAAGACCACGAAGCAUCGCGACCCGAGGAGUUCUUCCGAGACUACGAACAUCUGGACGUGAUUAAGGAGGAAAGUCUACCCCUGCUGACCGUCGAUCAAUCCGAGCUAAACUACGUUCUGGAUGUGCCCAGACCGGGUCGUUACGUCCUCGUCGUAGACUACAUCACCAACCGCAACUACCCGGAAAUUUCGGUCCUUCAAAUUAACCAAAUCGGAGACAGCGAGCAAGACGGCACCGUCACAGCGUACCCUUGCACGUACACCACAGUUUGUCGCCAACCCGUCAUAGACAAAGAGUCCCGCGAAAAGGUCUUCUACAUCGACCCGAACAACCGCAAACCAAUCACCGUAUCGAGCCAGGAACCGACCGGUGCCGUUGCGAUCAAGUCCAUCACGGCGAUCCCGUACGAGGAGUGGUCCAUCGACUACAUCAGCCCGAGUCCGGUGUGCGUGAUGCAGAAGGGAAAGUGUGUCCUAACAAGCUACCGAACUGCUCCGGACUCCAAGAAGAUCGAGUUCGAAACGGACAACGAAGAUCGCGUUGCGGAGACGAUCCCAAGCGAGAUAUUCGACAACGCUACCAAGCUGAUCUACCUUGACAAGGAUGAGCCGUCGUUGAACAUCAAGGCGAAGGUCCCACAUCCGGAUCGUUACGUGGUUAUCGUUAAGUUCUACCAGCCGAACCAUCCACUGUUCAACAUUCAGUACAGGAUUGAGUCCGAUCGCCAAAACUACGACGGCCGUUUACCCCUUAGACAUUGUCCAGCGAACUCGGGAUGUCGCGAAGUCCUCAAGCAAGACAACGGUUACAUCUGGUUUGACAUUGAGGAUGCGUUCGACAUCACGUUCCUGAGCGGUGCCACCAAGGGUGUUUGGUUGGACUACAUACUGCUAGUACCAGCUGAUCAGUUCCACGAUGAUCUGCUCCAGGAAGAGACCUUCGAUCAAACCAAGGAGUUUAUUCAAAAGUGCGGCCAAGAUCACUUCCACAUCCAACUGAAUGCCAGCGAGUUCUGCAAGGACGCCGUGUUCUCGCUGACUGCGGACUACAACAGUGGAGCACUGCCUUGCAACUGCGAUUACUACGGAUCGACCAGUUUCGAGUGUGAACAGUUUGGUGGUCAGUGCCAGUGCAAGCCACACAUCAUCGGUCGUCAGUGCGAAGCGUGCAAGACCGGAUACUACGGAUUCCCGGAUUGCAAACCAUGCGAUUGUCCAUCGACCGCGCUGUGCCAGAAGGAUACCGGCGAGUGUAUCUGUCCGGAUCGUGUAACGGGUGAGAAGUGCGACAAGUGUAUGCCGUACACGUUCGGAUACGAUCAGAUCAUCGGUUGCGAAGAGUGUAACUGCAACCCGCUCGGGGUGGCCAACAACAACCUGCAGUGUGAUCUGGACAACGGAGUCUGUGAGUGCAAGUCCAACGUUGUGGGACGUAGCUGCGAUCGGUGCCAGUUUGGAUUCUUCAACUUCCCGUACUGCGAACCUUGCAAGUGUGACAUCCGAGGAACGACGUUUGAAAUUUGCGAUCAGCAGGAUGAGACGUGCUUCUGCAAGAAGAACGUGCAGGGUCGCGAGUGUAGUCAGUGCGUUGACGGAACGUACAACUUGCAGGCAACGAACCCGGAGGGUUGUACCAAGUGCUUCUGCUUCGGACACACGUCAGUUUGUGAGACGGCAUUCCUGAGACCGUUCAACGUUUCAAUGAUGAAAGAUGUUACGCUGAACACGAUCAAGCUGUCCGGCGGAAAGCCUGUGAUCUCUCCAUGGGUUGUGGAAGGCGAUGUUCUUAUCAACGAGACGUCCGCUGAAGUUGCGCUGAGUGACGUUGACAACGAGGAGUUGCUGUCCGGUUUGUCGUACUUUGGAAUGAUUGACUACCUGUUGGAUCUCAACAGUCACAUCACAGCUUACGGUGGGUUCUUAACUUACAAGAUCUACUACACACACGGACUCUUCGGAAGCGCCCUGAUCGGUCCCGAUGUAAUCCUGGAGGGCAAGAACAUGGUGAUCACGCAUCAAAGCAUUGAGCAGCCAGCUUCCAACACCGUAUUCAAUGGACGCGUCGAAAUGGUUGAGACCAACUUCCAAACCGCAUCGGGUGCAUCGGUAACUCGUGAGCAGUUCAUGAUGAUCUUACGGGAUUUGAAGGCGAUCUACGUCCGCGCAUCGUACUGGGAGAACGGACUGUCCACGGUUGUGUCCGACGUUAGCCUUACCAUGGCACAUGAUGAUCCUGGAAACUACGACAUGUACGAGGAACUGUCAGUUGAGCGUUGCUCAUGCCCACCGGGUUACGCUGGCCUUUCCUGUGAGGAUUGUGCUCCAGGUUAUUACCGCGAUCCGAACGGACCGUACGGAGGCUACUGCGUACCGUGCCAGUGCAACGGUCAUGCCGAAACUUGCGAUUGCAACACCGGAAUCUGUGAUACGUGUCAACACUACACGACCGGCGAUCACUGCGAUCAGUGCAUUGAAGGAUACUACGGCAACGCUACUCGUGGAUCUCCGAAUGACUGUAUGAUCUGCGCGUGUCCACUACCGAUUGAUUCGAACAACUUUGCAACCUCUUGCGACGUUUCGGAAGAUGGGUACGAGAUCCACUGUGAGUGCAAACCUGGUUACACCGGAGAAAAGUGUCAGAGCUGUGCUCCAGGAUUCUUUGGACAGCCGGAGAUCGAGGGCGAAGUGUGUAAACCUUGCGACUGCUCUGGAAACAUCAACCCCGAGGAGCCUGGAUCGUGCGAUUCCGUGUCGGGCGAAUGUCUGAUGUGUCUGAACAACACGUACGGUCGAGCCUGUAACCUGUGCGCUCCCGGAUUCUACGGUGACGCUAUUCAGCUGAAGGAUUGCCAGAGCUGUAUUUGCGACGCUGUCGGUACGGAACACUGCGAUAACUUUGUGGGAACGUGUAACUGUUACGCCAACGUGAUUGGUGAAAAGUGCGAUCGUUGCGAGGACGACCAUUACGGAUUUGAAUCGGGUCGAGGAUGUUCACCGUGCGAUUGUGGAAUUGCCUCAAACAGUACGCAGUGUGAUGAUCAUACAGGCAAGUGUGCUUGCAAACCGGGAGUCACGGGACGCCAGUGCGAUCGAUGUGAACCUGGCUACUGGAACUAUUCUGAGGAAGGUUGUGUUCCGUGCUCGUGUAAUACGGAUUACUCCAGAGGUUACGGCUGUAAUGCACAAACUGGACAGUGCGAAUGUUUGUCGGGAGUCGUAGGUGAAAAGUGUGAUUCAUGCCCCUACAGAUGGGUUCUGAUUCCGGAUCAAGGCUGUCAGGAGUGUGACGGAUGUCAUCACGCUUUGUUGGAUGUCACGGAUGAACUAAAGGACACCAUUGAUCCGGUUCUGCACGAUAUUGAAACCAUCGCAGACGAUUACUACACGUCACAAAAGUUGAAGCACUUUGACGAUUUGGUCGAUGAGCUGGAACCAGUCGUGAGACGACUAGACCCACGAGGCGUGAACUUGAGUCCCUCCAGAAACGAGCUGGAAAAGUUGGAAGCUGAAAUAAAGGCGCUUGAUCGCAAGAUCCAGUAUCAGGAUGAGAAUAACCUUCCGGAAGAAAGCGAACAGCUGCUCAAGAACGCAUCGAGCAUUCGGGAUGCUUGUAGAUUUGCCAAUCUCAACACUGUUAAUACCAUUCAUGAGGUUGAGAAACUGUCCGAGAACCUGGGAAAAUCUGCUGGUAGCAAUAAACUUGAGCAGGCUCACGCCGAAGCCGUCAACUACCUGGAACUUAUCAAGCAGUACUCUGCCACCCCGGGAAGUCUGAAUGUUCAGCUUGAUAACGCGACAGAGUUGCUGGCCAAGGUUGAAGACUUCGCCCGACCGAUUCAAGAUCAACAAGAGCGGCUGAACAAACUGAUCUACAACAUCGGAGAGUUUGACGUAAAGCUGGAAGAUCUCUACAACUGGAGUUUGAAAAUUGAGGAAGAAAGUCGUACUACGGCCAAGCUGAACAACAAGAACAAGGGCGCUUUGGAUUCCAAGUUCGAUACCGUUUCCGCUCAUUCGAAGGAAGCUCUGGAUAACAUCGAGAAUGCCAAGAAGUUGAUUGAGGAUUCGUCCAAGAUCAGCUUGGAUAUUUUCACGACUCAUACUGAAUUGGAUAAUAUCAACUCUGAGUUGAAGCAGCUAAAUAGCAAGGUUGAUAAUGAACUGCCUGAUAAUGAACGUGAAUACAAGGAACUGCUGCCCAAGAUUCAAGAUUCCAUAGAUUAUGCCGCUAACCUCAACGAGGAAGCUAAACGUCUGACGGAAAAUUACUCAGACAUUACGGCUAACUCGGAAACUGCACUGAAGGCUGCGACUGCUUACUCCAAGAUUGCGGACACAGUGAAGGAAGCCAACGACAACAUUGAAAAGGCUGCCCAGCUAGCCCAGAACGCUACAGAGCUCACGCAAGGAAUCGAACGUCGUGCGGGAGAAUCCGACAGUGAUUCUCGAGAGCUGUUCAGCGAUGCAGUCAAGUCACUGCAGUCGUUGCAAACUGAACUUGAGCCUCACAUCAACAAAACGGUGGCGACCGUCGACCAAAUCCAGAAGAGCAACGAGGAAAGCGACAAGGCGUUGUACUUUAUCAACCAAUCGCUCGAUGGUAUUCCCGAGGAAUCGUACACGAACAACUGGGAAACCGCUCGCGAUCAAGCGGUCGAAGCUCAAGGAGAUGCGCAGAACGCUAUCAAGAUUCUGGAUCCGAUCAUCACAGAUUUGCCGAAGAGUGUGUAUUCGUCCGAACAGCUGCCCAAGGAUAUCGAUCGUACAAACAAGGACAUUCAGUCGGUGUCCAACCAAAUUGAGCAGUACAAGAAAAUGAUUCCGAAGGUGGCCGAACUGGUCGACGAUGUGGAAGCGAAGCAGAACAAGAUCGACUCGAUCGUUAGUGACAUUGGAGAUCGGUUGGAAUCGCUGAAGAAGCAAAUCGCAAGUGCACGAUCGCUCGCCAACAGCAUCAAGUUUGGAAUGACGUUCCACCCGAACACGACGCUGGAGGUGAAGCCUCCAGAGUCGCUGAACCAAAUGAUCACCAAUUCUACGGUGUCGGCUUACUUCAAGACCAACAAACCAGAAGGAUUUCUGUUCUACCUGGGUAACGAGGUGAAACCAGACGCUAAGAAGAGUUCGUUGGAUGAUUACAUGGCACUGGAGAUUGAGAACGGAUAUCCGGUGCUGUCGAUCGAUUUGGGCAAUGAUCCAGAGAAGGUGAUCAAUCCGAAGUACGUUGCGGAUGAUAAGUGGUAUCAGGCGAUCAUUGAUCGAAAUGGAAACAACGUCAAGCUGACCAUUAGGGAGGAGCUGGAGAACGGAACCGAGAUGUAUCAUCCGAAGGAGCAAACUCUUCCGGGCGGUUACCAGUUGUUCAACGUUGAUCAGAACAGUAAACUGUUUGUUGGAGGAUAUCCGGCCGAGUACAACAUGCCUCUUGAUGUGAAAUCUGGCGAGUUUGAUGGAGAAAUUCAGGACUUGCAGGUUGGUGGAGAACACGUUGGUUUGUGGAACUUUGUCAAGGCUGAAAAUGUGGCGGGAAGCCAGGAGCGUGACAAGCUGCUUGAUGAGGACAAGCCUACGACUGGAUUCCGGUUUGGUGGAAAUGGUUACGUGAUGGUGGAUGCCAAGUCUCACUCGUUCAAGCAUCGUUCGCAGAUCCAGUUCCGCUUCAAGGCAACGCAGGACACGCAGGAUGGUUUGCUGUUCUAUGCGGGAAGAAAUCGUCACUUUAUUUCGGUUGAGAUGAAGCAGGGUGCGAUCGUGUUCCAGUUCAAGCUGGGUCAGCAUGGUGAGGUGGUGACGAUCGGAUCGGAUGGCAUGUUCAAUGACGAUGUUUGGCAUACGGUUUCCGCUGAGCGGGAUGGAGGAACUGGCAAGUUGACGGUGGAUGGAAAUACGGUGUACCAGAAGACUACGAGUGCAGCCGAGCCGUUGAAGGUAUCUGAGUCGAUGUUCUUCGGUGGGUAUCCGGGCAAGAUCAACCACACAGAUGUGACAACCAAGGGCUUCGAUGGCUGUAUUGACGAUGUGUACAUCUUGGGAACGAAGGUGGAUUUGAGCAUCAACCAGAAGACGUUGGAUGUUCGUCCGGGCUGUCCGAUGAAGUUCUCUUCGCUAUUGUCGUUCCCACCGCACCAGUUUGGAUAUGUCAGCCAACCAGGAGUUACUUCGGCGAAUGGAUUGCAGGUGAUUGUCAAGUUCAGGACUACCCAGCAGAACGGAAUAUUGUUCUACACCUCGAACAAUGAUCAAAGCGGAACAUUCGGACUGACUCUGGAGGAUGGCGUGUUGGUGCUGACUAGCUCUAAGCAACAGCUACGAUCGCGUGGUAAACGCUACGAUGACGAAGAAUGGCAUUUGGUCACCGCUACUCACGAGAAUAACCGUUUGAGCCUGUCCGUUGACGACGAGAUGUUCGUGUCGGACAUGGCUCCGCCGCCGUUGUACAUUGAAGACGGUGAAAUCUAUUUCGGAGGACUUCCGAAGAACUUUGUUCCGCACCGGGAUGCAAUUCCCACGCAGGCAUACUUCUGGGGAUGCAUCCGGGAUGCGAUCGUGAACGGUCAGAACGUCAACUUUGCUAAUCUGAAGGACAAGAAAUCGGCCAUUUUGGAUCACUGUUCGAAGGACAUUUUCGCCGUGAAGCCGGGCGAUGUUCCUCUGUACUAUCCGGACGGUGGAAGCGAGCCGGUUGUGUUCACUGGUUCUCGCGUUGACACCGAGGAAGCUAAACCAGACCGCGAGAACGAAAUUGAGGGCGAAGAAGAGGAACGUCCUAGACCUAUUCCACCUAUUCGAGAGGAUGAGGAAGAAGAGGGCGAAGACUCUACGACACUUCCGCCGUACACGAGACCAACAACGACCACUACAACGACUACCACUACGACAACAACGAGACGUCCAAGACCGCCACCGGAGAAACCAGAGCCCACUUGCAGGCUACCGAUCGUUCCCGACCAGGACGUGGACUUUGAUGCGGGCUAUCGUUUCGGAACGGGACCGUUCAGUCACAUCGAGUUUAGCGAAAUUCCGCAAAAGAUCAAGAAGCAGUACGAGUUCUCGCUCAGCUUCAAGACCGAGUUCUCCGAGGGAGUGCUGUUCUACGCGGCAGACUCUCGUCAUACCGACUUUAUCGCGCUGUACCUGCGUGAUGGCAAGGUGUUCCACUCGUUCAACUGUGGAUCGGGCUCGGCAAACAUCAGCUCGGAACGUCGUUACGACGACAACGAAUGGCACACGGUGUUCUUCUCGCGCUACCACAACAAGGGUAAACUUGUGGUCGACAGCGAGGAUGAAGUGCAUGGAGAAUCCGUUGGAAAUACCAGAACCAUGCAGGUUCAGGCACCGUUCUUCGUCGGUGGAGUUUCCGGUGGGGAGCACUACGAAGAUGUGGCGCUCAAUCUGAAGAUCGACAAGAACAUUUUGGAGCGCGAUCAGUUUGUGGGAUGCAUCAACGACAUCCAGGCGUUCAACAGACCGCUCGGACCUCCGUCGAAUAUCACCCAAACAAUUCCGUGCUCGUCGCAGAUCGAGAGUGGCGUGUUCUUCGGCAAGGGCGGUGGCUUCUUGAAGUUGCGCGAAAAGUUCAAGGUCGGCACGGAACUUACCGUGAGCAUGGACAUCAAGCCACGAUCGCCGACGGGUCUGUUGAUGUCUGUCCACGGCAAGCGUGCCUUCUUCGUGCUUGAGUUGGUGAACGGAAACAUCAGCCUGACGGUCAACAAUGGAGACGAGCCGUUCACCGCGAUGUACGUGCCUGAUCCGAGCGAGAACCUGUGCGAUGGCCAGUGGCGCACGAUUACGGCGAUCAAGUCGUUCUACGUCAUCACGAUCAAGGUCAACGACGUCAGCUCGAACCCGGCGAUUGGCGAUGCUCGGUCGGGAUCGACGGACACCACGCGGCCGCUGUUCCUCGGAGGACAUCCGCAUCUGCAGAGGAUUCGUGGCUUGACGGCGCGCGAACCCUUCCAGGGUUGUAUCCGCAACGUGGUGAUUCGCAAUCAGCAGGAACCAAUCACACCAAAGAUGUCGGUCGGCAACGUGCAGACCGGAGUUUGUCCGACUAUUUAGAUGUAACGAAACGAAAUGUUGGGUACGGGAUUUUUUGGAAACGGACCAUAACGCUACAGCUCAAGGAUUUUUGCGUUAGGAAUAGCGAUACGGAACACGAUUUAGGGUGAUGA
Molecule: messenger RNA, 11545 nt
Organism: Culex quinquefasciatus (southern house mosquito)
Lineage: Eukaryota; Metazoa; Arthropoda; Insecta; Diptera; Culicidae
Gene: LanA
Product: laminin subunit alpha
Exons: 11
Coding region: 318-11432 (3704 amino acids)
Biological process (GO): cell adhesion
Source: RefSeq, a predicted model, not a curated record